GCAGGAGUAAAGGUCAGUAGAGGCAAGGCAGUAUCCAUGUGUGUGUCUGUUCAGGUUGUGGGACAUAAAGUUCCUGACUUAUCACUGAUCACCUCCAUUUGGCUUUCAUGACAGUGCAUCAUUUUAAAGUGUGCUUAGAACAGAAAGACUAACAGGUUUAAGAAAAACGGCCCAAAACAUAUCCUAACACUUCCUGUUUUUGUUUUUUAACUUUUUUUUUUUUAGAUACUAAUAACGUGUUUAUUUUUUCCCCUGCAGACAGCCGGUGGCUGUGAUGGACCGCAAAUGCUUUUAAAAACGUCCCCACCGGCCCCGGCUGAGCAGAGUGGCACAGAGCUUUUCUGCUCACACACCUACACUUCAGCAGCUAAACAAACAGGCCUGGCUGUUCUGAACGGAGGGGCCUCAAUCUCUGCACCCUCAUUGGUCUGGGGAGGCUUGAAAGCCUCCAUUGAACCAGUCAGGAGGAAUUUGGGACACUAUUGCCACGGUCAGACGGAGGAGGAGGAGGAAUUCUGGUAAACAGCUGACCACUCACUCUGCGAGCUCUGACCUCCUCCUCCUCAUCUUACCUUCCUUCUUCCCUCUCUUUUCCCGCACGUCUUUGGGUUUUUCGUGGCGUGUUCUCUAUCGAACGGGCAAUUCUUACAUACAAUUAUGUCUUUGAUGAAAGUGUCAGGGUCAAAGUGGAGGUUGGUGCUGACCGCAGUGCUUGUUUGUUCUGUAUUCUUGGACGUAGCUCGUUGUCAAAAAGACGCUCAAAAACACAGAGCUGCUACAGGAAGGAAGAUCACACAAGGCAAAGCCAAGCCAGACAAAGAGUCCAGGAGUGUAACGUCCAAACCCAGGACCAGAGCUACGCCAGCAGCUCGUCAACUCAACAGCCGGGGCUCUCGCAGUGUUCGACCCAUUAAGGUGCUGAACAGAGGGAAGUUUAAAAAAGUGGGGGAGACUAUCAGCGUGCCAACAGGAGAGACCCUGGAGCUGAGAUGCCGAGGUAACCCUGUGCAGUGGAGCGUCCCUUCGUACUUGCAGGAGGACGAUGAAGGCAGGCUGAGGAUUGUCCAAAACGAGCGAUACGGUGUUCUGACGUUAGUCAACUCGACAGGCGCCGACACAGGGGAGUACACCUGUUAUCCAAUGUACUGCGAGGACACAGACUGCAGGAAGGAGUACGACAAAGCUGUAAAAGUCUUCGUGUUCUUCCCAGACCCACAGGAACUCUUUGUCCCAUCAUCUGACUAUUAUAAAGUGAUUCAGCUAAGAACCAACUGGCCCACAGUCCUGCCCUGCCAGGUGACGUCACCUGAGGCCAAAGUGUCUCUCCAUCGUGAGUUUCCUCCGGCGGAGGUGGCAGUGGACGGAUCGGAAAUCUCUUUUAACGUCAGGACAGGUUUCACCAUCCACCGACCUCGGCCUUAUCACGCCGGGGCCUUGUACUGCGUGGCCAGCCGGGGUGGCCUGAGGCACAGCUCCACCAAGUACAUGCUCAUCUAUGUUCACUACCCCACGGCUGCUCCUUCUCCAGUGAUACAAGCCUCGGUGAGUUCAGUGGUUCGGGGCGAGAACCUGCGCGUCACCUGCACUGUGGUGGGAGAACAGGGUGUGGCUGUGGAUUUCACCUGGGACUAUCCUGGAGAGCAGAGUGGGAGGCCUCCAUACACCCAGGAGAACGUCAGUCCAGUACCUGGAGGGACGUCUCAGCAGCAGCAGCAGUCUCAGUCUGUUCUCCUGGUGGAUGAGGUGAGGGACGUGGACCAGGGAACCUACACCUGUACAGCACAGAACCUGCAAGGAGCCAAAUCCGUGUCCACCACAGUUAAAGUGGUCAACAAGGCGAAACCUAAGAAACCUGAACCACGGGGAUAAAAAGAGGGAGACAGAGAGUGAGAGAGAGAAGGACAGAAUCAACAGACUGAGGUUUACUUCCUUCCUCCGCCUUAGCGCCCUCUGUCUUUACAACUGUUGAAGUAUAGAAUGAUAUUACUAAAAAUAUACUGUGACAUCACGUGAGCCCACAUGAUAUGGAGUACAAAGUGCACAAAGAAUUACUUUGUCAUCAUAAGUGCUUAUAAUUGACCUUUUGGUUUUAUGUUCAACUCUGUUUACACAGUGGCUGGGGUCUUACAAAGUACAAUGUGUAUAAUAUAAGUAUUUACAAUCGUUCCAUUUUAUUUUCUGACCCAGUCUGUGGUCACUGAGCGAAUCACAAUUUCUUUGAAUUCAGAAAUUCCUACAGAAAAACAGAACGUGGACAGAACAGGCCAACCCACAACCAAGAGUCAAGAUGAGUUCGCAGUAUUUUCUAUAUGUAGCAACCACUGAAAAUUACCAUUGAAAAUAACCAGUUUAGCUUUGAAUGGACUGACAGAUAGUUGCAAAAUACAGGAUGAAAACAAAUGUUUUUUUAAUUAUUAUUUUUCAAAGAGUAUGUUGAUGUAUGG
This is a messenger RNA of Cynoglossus semilaevis (tongue sole), 2444 nucleotides long. Its product is annotated as platelet-derived growth factor receptor-like protein. NCBI's taxonomy places the organism in Eukaryota, Metazoa, Chordata, Actinopteri, Pleuronectiformes, Cynoglossidae. The transcript has 7 exons. Bases 658 to 1869 code for a protein of 403 amino acids. The record is from RefSeq and is a predicted model, not a curated record.